This is a messenger RNA of Diabrotica virgifera virgifera (western corn rootworm), 490 nucleotides long. RefSeq lists its product as uncharacterized. The transcript has 2 exons. Bases 131 to 406 code for a protein of 91 amino acids. Lineage: Eukaryota; Metazoa; Arthropoda; Insecta; Coleoptera; Chrysomelidae. The record is from RefSeq and is a predicted model, not a curated record.
AAAUAACCGAAAUAUCAUUAAAGGAUUUGUAUAUAAAGGAUUGCGACAGAAAGGGAAGACCUAGUUGAGUUACACAUGUCAUAUACUCGUAUUUUAUAGUAGAAAAGAAUUUAGCAAAUAUUUUUGAAAAAUGAUGGGUAACAAAUUAAUUUGUUUGAUGAUUUGCUUUGCCUGCAUUUCACUGUAUCUGAUGGAAUCUGUCGAGGCGAAAAAUUAUGACCCUAAUCCUCCUCAACGUUCGCCUUCACCUCAAGAACGAGGUCGUUCACGUACCGUUCCAGCCCAUCUGCAAAAUCAAGGACAGAAUGGUCACCAAAAUGGGAACGGACAACAGAACGGAAAUGGCCACACUAAUGGUAAUGGACAACAAAAUGGUAAUGGUAAUGGUCAUCAUGGACGCCGUUAACAAAUCAGUACUGAAAGGUUGUUUCCGAAUUGGUUAAUUUUGUAUAUGACAAGGGCAUAAUAAAAAUAUUUUAAAUUCUAGAAA